This is a messenger RNA of Colossoma macropomum (tambaqui), 2522 nucleotides long. It is a transcript of the gene mffb, whose product is annotated as mitochondrial fission factor b. Gene Ontology annotation, cellular component: mitochondrial outer membrane; peroxisome. The record is from RefSeq and is a predicted model, not a curated record. The coding region runs from base 242 to 1084 and encodes 280 amino acids. The transcript is spliced from 7 exons. Lineage: Eukaryota; Metazoa; Chordata; Actinopteri; Characiformes; Serrasalmidae. Gene Ontology annotation, biological process: positive regulation of mitochondrial fission.
GAACGCGACCACGGCCCAUUUCAUGAACAUGCAGCGGACAGACGAGCAGUGAGAAGGAGCGGUUUAGUCCUCACACCUCGAAUAAAAGAGGUUUAUACCAGCAGACAGCGCAUACAAUUAAAGGAUACGUCUGACCAGCUUAUCUGGUUUCUGCAAAUCAAACCGGACAGUGCACUUCGACAUGUGAAAACGAAAGAGAAACGGACGGACAGCGCCGACGGAUGAACAAGCUGUGGGGAAAAUGAGUGAGGUCGACAUGGCCGAGAUAAACCGCAUCCAGUAUGAGCUGGAGUACACGGAGGGCAUCAGCCAGCAGAUGAGGAUCCCUGACAGGCUCAAAAUCGGACCCAACCCCUCCGAGGACCAUCCUGGGGCUCUGCUGGAUGUGUCCCAUGGUGCUACCAUGAUGCACGUUCCUGAGAGGAUUGUAGUGACAGGAGAUGGGAAUGAUGCUCACUUUAGCACACCCAGAGAUUUGGACCUGAUUCAGUCCACCCCAAUGGAGUCUGUGGAGCUGAAGGCCCCUCCUCAGGUCCUCACCCUCAAAGACCAGCCCCUGGAUUUUCUGGAACCAGAACAGCCAAUGGGACCACCAGCUCAGCUGAAAGAGGAGGUCCAGUCUCACACAAGGUCGCGGCGUGAUCGUAGUGUCAGUGAGAACUCAGCUGUCCGUCACAACGGCCAAAUCAACAAAUAUGAAGGUGCGAGUCCAUCUCCAAGCGCUCCAAUCCGUGCUUGUCCCCCCCUCAUCAGCCCUGAGGACUGCCACAACUUGUACAGCGCGAGUGGCGUCCUUUCCUACAUCCAGUGCACCACGCGCCGAGCCUACGAGCAAGUCCUGAACAUGCUGGAUGACCGUCACCACAGAACUGCUCUUGCGACUUUGGAUGCUAGUCUGGAGAGCACUCCAGAUGAUGCCUCUUUAGUGGAUGCUGCAGGCCUGAGACGACAGAUCAUAAAGCUGAACCGAAGGCUUCAGCUGCUGGAGCAGGAGAAUAAAGAGAGAGCCAAGCGGGAGAUGGUCAUGUACUCACUUACUGUGGCAUUCUGGCUGGUCAACACAUGGAUAUGGCUCCGUCGCUGACCACUGUAGCUAAAGCUUCGUUUGGUAAGCCUCUCAGGCUGCGUCUGGACGGGCUGUUAAAUGAGAAUUUUGCACAUAUCUACAGCACUGUGCGAAAGUCAGAGUCACCCUUCCUGUAUUUAGUUUCCAAUCAAAACAGCCAUUAAGUACAAGUUAUUCAUCAGGAAAAAAGCCAAAAGCACAUUUAACAGAAAAUUACUCAGAAGCCUCAACAAGUAAAUAUAAUAUCCAUUUUUCUGCAUCUAGUGUGUCACUCCUUACCUUCAUCACAGCUCCCAUUCUUUUAGUUUUUCAAAGAAAUCUGCAGGGAUAUUUUUCACACCUGCAGUUCAGUCUUAGAAGUUGGUUGCAUUUUCUGCUCCUUGUAUUGGGUUGAUGUUGAGGUCUGGACCCUGGGGUGGUCAGUCUACAGUUCUGAGAACACCAGUGGCUUUUUUUCUUUGAUUUGCAUAUGUCCUUCUUUUUGUCUAUUUCCUUUUUUAGUAGCAGCUUCUUGAUGGCUACACAUCACAAUUUCUUUGCAUCCAGUUUCGGAAACUCCUGUAUUUUCACUUAUUUUCAUUUGACUUUCUUCUUCCUUAUGCAGGUGGGUCGUUUUAUAUCUAAUCUCCUCAGAAACAUCUGAAAAAUGAAUAAAUUGUACUUAAUGGUCGUUUUGACUGGAAAUUAAACAAAUGAAGGGUGGUCUCUGACUUUUGCAGAGUAAUAUACAUCCAGUACAAUUCAAUCAGCUCUUUUUGAACAUAUUUACAUAUGUUCAUAUUCAUAGACUUGCAGUCGUGUGCCAGUAUCUAUGUCUAAUCAAGUAAGUCUGAUUAGGUAAAACAUAAGACAUACAUUUGACCCUCUUCAAUAAAUGCACAUAAACUUCCUAAUAACAUUUAAAUUUAAAGUAUUUUUCAACAUUCAUAACUCAGGUCAGCUUUACUAGCCGCAGGCAAAGACGUUCUGGUCGACUUCAGUUUAAGCCAAAUGUCCAUCGACCCUGUGUACCAUAGAUGGUGUAACUAUGUUCAUUGUGCGUUUUCCUCCUUAAUUCCCGUUUCUAGUGAAUCAUUGACCAGCAUGAGUCUGUUGUAAAUGUUGUAACAUAUGAGCAGAGUUUCAGCAUGAUGUUGUGUAAAGAGGAGCAUGCGUUAAAUAAUACAGUCAUUCCACCGAGACUAAGUAUUUUGUGAAUACCUGAAUGUUUGUGUUGAUGUUUGAACUCACAGCCUCAUUAUUUAUUUACUUUAACAUAUGUGAAUCUUUCGGCUACCUCUCAGCUAAAUAUGGGGUAGAAAUAUAACGAUGCUCAUUAUUACUGUAUGCCUCAGUGUUGUGGGCCACAGCAGCUCUGUUCUUCGGAGUAAUCAUGCCUUAUGAACAAUAAUCAUUCUUUCACAAUCUUCAGUUCUUGGUAUUACGUUUGUAAAAUAAAACAGACAUGGUGACUUCA